This is a messenger RNA of Chiloscyllium plagiosum (whitespotted bambooshark), 8340 nucleotides long. Lineage: Eukaryota; Metazoa; Chordata; Chondrichthyes; Orectolobiformes; Hemiscylliidae. The record is from RefSeq and is a predicted model, not a curated record.
CAAGUGUUCAGCCCCUGACUGACCCAGCGAGAUGCACGAGCUCCGGGCAGCGUUCAGUCCAGGGGAUGCAGGAGCUCCGGGCAGCGUUCUAUCCCUGAAUGCACCCCGAGGGAGACACGAGCUCCGGGUACACUGCAUAGCUGGAAAGAAUGGUGGACCUGGAAAACGAAGUGCCUCCUCUUCCUCCAAGGUACAGAUUUCGUGAUUUGCUCCUUGGAGAUCAAGGUUGGCAGGCAGAUGACAGGGUACAAGUCGAAUUUUAUGUGAAUGAAAAUACAUUCAAAGAACGUCUCAAGCUGUUUUUCAUAAAAAACCAAAGGUCAAGCCUAAGAAUACGUCUGUUCAACUUUUCUCUCAAGCUCCUCAGCUGCUUAUUGUACAUUAUUCGUGUCUUACUUGAUGAUCCCAGAGAAAGAAAUGGAUGCUGGGGCUGCUCCAAUCAAAGCCACAAUGUCACAUACAUUGAGCGGUCCCCUAUAAUUUGGGUAGAUAGGAGUCUUCCCUUGUGGGGUUUACAGGUUACAGUGGCCUUGAUAAGUUUCUUUGAAACAAUGUUGCUGGCUUAUCUCAGCUAUAAGGGGAACAUUUGGGAACAAAUUCUACGAAUAUCCUUCAUCCUGGAGAUGAUCAACACCGUGCCCUUUAUCAUCACAAUAUUUUGGUCUCCAUUAAGGAAUCUAUUCAUCCCAGUAUUUCUGAACUGCUGGUUAGCCAAGCAUGCCCUGGAGAAUAUGAUUAAUGAUCUUCACAGGGCUAUCCAGCGAACCCAAUCUGCUAUGUUUAAUCAGGUUCUUAUACUUAUAUCCACUUUACUGUGCCUCAUUUUUACCUGCAUCUGUGGAAUACAACAUUUGGAAAGAGCAGGGAAUAACUUGACCCUGUUUGAUUCACUUUAUUUCUGCAUUGUCACCUUCUCUACGGUGGGGUUUGGGGAUGUUACACCCCAGAUCUGGCCCUCCAAGCUGUUGGUAGUCAUCAUGAUCUGCGUCGCCCUUGUGGUGUUGCCUAUUCAGUUUGAACAGCUGGCCUAUCUGUGGAUGGAGAGGCAGAAGUCAGGAGGAAACUAUAGUCGUCAUAGAGCUCAGACAGAAAAACAUGUUGUACUAUGUGUCACCUCUUUGAAGAUUGACCUGCUAAUGGAUUUUUUGAAUGAAUUCUACGCUCAUCCCAGACUACAGGAUUACUAUGUAGUGAUCCUUUGUCCUACUGAAAUGGAUUUACAGGUUCGAAGAGUGUUGCAAAUUCCAAUGUGGGCACAAAGGGUAAUUUACCUCCAGGGGUCAGCGUUGAAGGACCAAGAUCUUCUGAGAGCCAAAAUGGAUGAUGCUGAAGCCUGUUUUAUCCUUAGCAGUCGAUAUGAAGUUGACAGGACAGCUGCUGAUCAUCAAACCAUCCUGAGAGCAUGGGCUGUCAAAGACUUUGCACCAAAGUGUCCCCUCUACGUUCAGAUACUGAAACCGGAGAAUAAAUUCCAUGUCAAAUUCGCAGAUCACGUUGUAUGUGAAGAGGAAUUCAAAUAUGCCAUGCUGGCACUGAAUUGCAUCUGUCCAGCCACGUCAACACUGAUUACUCUGCUGGUUCAUACCUCCAGGGGACAAUCGGCACCAUGGGAGGCAUUUAGACAACUAACUGGAACUAGGCAGACUCAAACCAGGGAUGGCCACCAAUCCCAUGAACAGUGGCAAAAGGUUUAUGGCAAAUGUUCAGGCAAUGAAGUCUAUCACAUUAAGAUGGAAGAGAGCACAUUCUUCACAGAGUUUGAGGGGAAGAGCUUUACUUACACUUCCUUCCAUGCACACAAAAAGUAUGGAGCCUGUCUGAUCGGUGUGAAGAGGGAAGAAAACAAAAAUAUUUUACUUAAUCCAGGUCCGCGGUACAUCAUGAGUUCCACAGACAUCUGUUUUUAUAUCAACAUUACUAAGGAAGAAAACUCAGCUUUUAUAAAGCAAAAUGAACAAAGCAUAAAUAGUAUAUCAAAUACUAUAUAUCACGGAGCUUCCAGAUUACCUGUUCACAGCAUCAUUGCUAGUAUGGGCACAGUAGCCAUAGACCUCCAAGACACAAGGUGUAGACCUCCAGCUGGUCCUACCUUGACACUUCCUUCAGAUGGAGCAAAAGAAAACAGAAGGCCCAGCAUUGCUCCUGUUUUAGAAGUAGCUGAUGUUUCAUCAAUCCAAGCCUGUGACCUUCUAAGUGACCACUCGGAGGAUGAAGCCAAUCAUUCUGAUGAGGAAGUAUCAUCAGCACCAGAGUAUGUUAAAGGAUAUCCUCCAAAUUCGCCUUAUAUUGGAAGCUCUCCAACCUUAUGUCACCUACUGCAGGAGAAAGUCCCGUUUUGCUGUCUGAGAUUAGAUAAGGGGUGCCAACAUAAUUACAAUGAAGAUGCAAAAGCGUAUGGUUUCAGGAACAAGCUAAUCAUUGUUUCAGCAGAAACAGCUGGAAAUGGAUUGUACAAUUUUAUUGUUCCUCUUAGAGCUUACUACAGACCAAAGAAAGAGUUAAAUCCCAUAAUAUUGCUUCUGGAUAAUCCGCCAGAUGUACAUUUUCUGGAAGCAAUCUGCUGGUUUCCAAUGGUUUACUACAUGGUUGGCUCUAUUGACAACCUAGAUGAUCUACUAAGAUGUGGAGUGACAUUUGCUGCCAAUAUGGUUGUGGUAGACAAAGAAAGCACAAUGAGUGCUGAGGAAGAUUACAUGGCAGAUGCCAAAACGAUUGUAAAUGUGCAAACGCUUUUUAGGUUAUUCUCCAGUCUUAGUAUUAUCACAGAAUUGACACAUCCAGCCAAUAUGCGAUUCAUGCAGUUCAGGGCUAAAGACUGCUAUUCACUGGCUUUGUCUAAACUUGAAAAGAAAGAACGUGAAAAAGGUUCCAAUCUCGCAUUCAUGUUCCGUCAACCAUUUGCCGCUGGGAGAGUCUUCAGCAUCAGCAUGCUAGAUACACUGCUGUACCAGUCAUUUGUGAAGGACUACAUGAUCUCCAUUACAAGACUGCUUUUAGGACUGGAUACCACUCCAGGUUCGGGAUUUCUCUGUGCAAUGAAAAUCACAGAGGAUGACCUAUGGAUCAGAACAUAUGGCCGGCUUUACCAAAAGCUUUGCUCCUCAUCAGGGGACAUUCCUAUUGGUAUUUAUCGCACAGAAUCACAAAAACUCACAACAUCAGAGUCUCAAGUAUCCAUUAGUGUCGAGGACUGGGAAGAUACAAAAGAUACCAAAGAGCACAUGAGUUAUUGCACCAAUCACUACCACCGGAACUCGACGUCCAGUGACCAAUCAGAUCAUCCUUUACUGAGGCGUAAAAGCAUGCAGUGGGCAAGGCGCCUUAGCCGAAAAGCACCAAAACACUCUAAUAAAGUAACAGAGCGGAUUAAUCGUCAGCGCAUGACGUUAUGCAAAAGGUCGGAGAGACAAGAACUGGCUGAACUAGUAAAAACCCGAAUGAAGCACCUCGGCCUUUCAACGACAGGAUAUGAUGAAAUGAAUGAUCACCAGAACACGCUGUCAUAUAUUCUCAUCAAUCCAUCACCAGAUAUGAGACUGGAACUGAAUGAUGUUGUCUACCUGAUCCGGCCUGAUCCUUUGGCUUAUGUCCCAAACAGUAAGCCCAGUCUCAAGAUCAGUGUCUGUAACAAUAGUGGGGGUGGACAGGACACAAAGGAUGACACACAGCUUUAAAUAAUCACUCGAUGUUUUGCAGAAAAAAUGUGUCAAUGCAAGCAUUCAACAAGAAGUAUUACAGUUUUCAGCAUCCCAUUAGUAAAUUGAAUAAGAAACCAACAGGACUGUGUUAGAAAAUUGCUGAAAACACUGUUCGCUAUGACUAAAUCAAAUAAACAAUGAAUGACAUAAUGCUGAGCUGAUCGAUCUGACUCACCGCUAAAGUCAAAGAAUGGUUUGAACAAGCUUGGAGCUUUUCGUCAAUACCUAGCCUGUUAUCAUAUCAUCAUGGGCCUGUUUCUUAAAAUGUCAGUAAUAACAUUGAAAAUGCACAUAAUAGAGAAGAUACACAGUGAAAUGAAUUCCACUUACAGAUGUCUGUCUAUUGCAGGUUUAUUAAAGACCAACAGCUAAUUAGUCCUCAAUUAAUAUACAGUGGUGAUUUAACUCCAUCAAAAGGGGGGAGAAAAGGGGUCAACCUGGAAGAUGACAUGCAUGUGUUAACAUGCAUUAAUACCAAAAGUUAAUUUAUAAGUAAUUCCACACAUAAGAGUAAAUUCAAAUAUUGAAAGAUACAGAUUUCCAUAGUUUGGCCUUUCUGGUUUACAUUUACCAAAACAAUUUUACUUAAUUUGAUUAAUGACAAAAGUAUCUUAGACCAGUGAGCAUCUAGGUCAAAACUCUUGUACUGAGUAUUGGGGAGGGCAGGUUGAGAUUUUUAUACCUGUUCUAAUUUCCCAUCUCCUGUUCCCAGCUCGUUCCGCAGGCUCAGGCCUUGUUUGUAACAAUGCUGGGAUCUGCAAAGAUCACAGUUGAAUGUAACCACAGUAUAAUGGAGUACAGAAUCAUUUAUUAACACUGAUAGAAGAGUUUUGAAGCUGUUGAAAUGUUGAGUCUCUGUAAUACAGCUUAUCAUUUUGCACCACCCCCUCCCCCCAUCAUUACUGAUUAUGACACGAAGAAUACAGACAUACGCACUGUCACUAAUUCUGAAUACAUUUUCAGUACAUGCAAACAAGUAGAGGGCACCCAGUGAAAUAUGUUGCAAAUUAUGCUGAUUAGUGUGAGCAUUGGCAGAUAAAUUUUAGCCUUAUGUGCUUGAUUGAAUAUUGUUAGGACAGGGCCUAUUUGUGUUUUUAAAGGGUACACCCUCGGAAAAGGAUGACCUUUAGUUAAGCAGUUAUCAAAUAUAGCUAAGAAUUCAAUUGAACAUAAAACUAGCUGCAUUUCAUUGAAGUUAUAGGGGGUAACGUAGGCUAGCUGAAAUGGAAUAUUAGCUGUUUGCAAUUUAAUCUUCUUUAAUAUUUGUAGCAGAAAUACUCUUGAUCAUGUUUCCCAUUGAAUAAACUUAAAAUAUGGUAAUUUUUGGAAAGGAAAUGGAAAGUUAUAAUAUAUAUUAUGGUAUAAAUAUUAAGAAGGAAAACAGUUUUCUACAGCUUAUGUGGCUGAGUGAGCAAAAGGUAACGUACCACUAUGAUACUGAGUCGUGUAGAUCAGAACAUCCCAGGCUCAAUCCCUGACAGACAAAUUGUUAAAACUUACUGAUAGCUUCAUGCAUAAACAAAUGGUGCAAUACUGAACCAGUCAGACCUAUAGACCUAUGGUAAAUAGUAUAUUAGCUGAUCAGCAUACAAAGUCAUUUGAAUAAUGCAAUUCACUACGUUGGUCCAAGAUUAAAGAGGACAAAUCAGCUAUGAACCUUCUGCUGAUGAAUUGAUCACUAAUUCUGUUGGAAAAUGCCAGUAGUUAGUGUCAGGUAUAUACAGGAUUGGAUUUGGAUGUGAUGCCCUCAGCAGUUGACUAAACUAUUCAUCAUUCAUGUUUAAGUUUAUUCAUUAUGGAUUGCCACUUACAUAAGGAAACGUAGGGCCACUGUUAACCCUCGAACAUUACCUGAGCAAGAGUGAAUUAUUUUAGAGGGUAUGAGGGAAAACCUAAUGCAUUUUAACUGAUUGUUUGACUUCAAGAAUAAGCGAAUUUCUUGUUGUUGUUAAAUCCAUUUUAACAGAUGUUGGGUAGAAUGUUCACUGUCAGGUUGGACCCACUUGGAAAGUGACAGUUUAAGAACACAGUAUUGUUUAUUUGUUUUCCCUCAUUGACUUUUGAGUGUAGCUUUCACAACAUAUAUACCUCCUACAAAUUGUAUUUUUGAUAAAUUCCUAUCAGAAAUACAAGGAUAGCAUAUUCUAUGAUCAUCAGGAAAACUGCUUAUAAAAUCCUGAUGUUUCCACUAAUCCAUAAGCUUACAAUGUGAUUGCGUGCAUCACACUGCAAAGGAAGAUUUGUCACACAGAAGUAUUACAAUUUGACAACAUACCCCAUAAGAAGAAAGCAGUUGUAGGCUUACUUAUCUUUGAAAACCAAAGGAACUUUAAAAUGGGAGUUCAGCAGGGAUUUGAAUCAUGUUUUUGUUGAAGGGAAUAUUGAACAAGAUGAGCUAAAAACAGAGGCAUUCAAAGUUUCAUACAUCUGUCCCCUGAAGGUGGUUGGCAGUUGUAGGGCCAUGAGAUGCUGGAAGAUAGCUUGCUUGCACUGAAUGAUUUACAGGCCACAAAGUAUGGCGAUUGGCAUCUAUGUUUAUAACAGUAUGGGUGUCCUUUUGAGUCUAAAAUAACAGUGCUUAUGCUCAUUCUUUUGAUCUGAUGGCAUUGAGUUCCAUUUUGACACAGGCUCUUUUGUGGGCACAGAGAAUGUGCACAGCGCUGUGCCAGUUGGGAGGCUUGUUGUACCAACCUGCACUUUUGACAUGGAUUUGAAGGCAGCACAGCCAUUUUCCAUCCAAAUGUAUCAACUGGAUGCUUUCCAAUCAACCUGUUCAGAGAUGUUAUUACUUACUUCUGGAGGUGGUGGGACUUGACCCCAGACCUCCAGGCUCAGAGGUGAAGAUUCUGCCCUUGCACCACAAGAACCCCACUCCAAAUGCACCAACUAAGAUAAUCUCUGAACCUCACAGGGUUGAAUAUACAGUUAGCAGUAGAAAGGGCAAAUCAACAGGGCUGAAAGGAUGAUAACUACUUUUAGGUUUGUUGUUGCUUAAUUUCUACAGGUUAAUCCUGAAACAGUUUGGUGAUUUUUCACAGCUAGCAGAGAGACAAAAGUACAGUGCUAUUAUCACGAGAUCAGUAAUCCAGAAACCCAGGUAAUGUUCUAGGAUUGGGGUUGGAAUCCCAUUUCAGUUCAUUAAAACAAUAAUCUGGAAUUAGCAGUGUAAUGAUGAUCAUGUAACCACUGUUGAUUAUUGUAAAAAACUCAUUGGUUCACUAAUGCAUUUAGGGAAGGAAAUCACUUAACUUUAUUUGAUCUUGCCCACAUAUAACUCCAGACCACAGCAAUAUGGUUAACUCUUCUCUGCUCUCUGAAAUGACCAAACAUGCCAUUUAGAUAUAUCAAUGUCUAAAAAGUCUCAGAAAAGGAAUGAAACCAGAUGGACCACCUUAACUUGAGCUAGGUACCAGAAAAGACAAUGCCAACACAUUGAGGAGACAUGCUAUCAUGUCAUAUGGGACUAUCACCGUGCUAAGUGGAAUAGAUUUGAAACAGAUCUAGAAAGUCAAAACUUACCCAAAAAUGUGGAAAAUUGUCUGUGUUCUGUACACAGAAAGCAGGACAAAUUCAACACAAGCAAUUACUACUUCAGUCUACUCUUGAGCAUCAGUAAAGUGAUGGAACAUAUCAUGAACAGUGUUAUGAAGCACCAUAGCAAUAACCCGCUCAGUGACACCUAGUUUGGGUUUUGCCAGUGCCACUCAGCUCCUGACCUCAUUACACCCUUGGUUCAAAUGUGGACAAAAGAGCAGAAUUCCAGAGGAGAGGUGAGAGUGACAGCCCUUGACAUCAAGGCUGCAUUUGACCAAGUGCGGCAUCAGGGAACCCUCGCAAAUCAGUUGGAAUCAGUGGAAAAACUCUCCUGUGGUUGGAGUCACACCUGGGGCAGACAGAAAGAUAGUUGUGAUUGUUAGGAGUCAGCCAUCUCCAGCACAUCUCUGCAGCAGUUCCUCAUCGAACUGUCCUGGGCCUAAGCAUCUUCAGCUGCUUCAUCACUGACAUUACAUCCAUCAUAAGUUCAGAAGUGUGGAUAUUUGCCAAUGGCUCCACAAUGUUCAGCGCCAGUGUUCCCUCUAAUUUUCAGCCUGGCUGCACCAGCCUCUGAGCUCCGUCCCUGGCAACAACUUCCAGAACCAGAAGUUAAUGCCACAAGCAGCAUGCCAAUGCCAGUUGCCAUGUGUGGAACAUCACGCAGCUUAAAGGAAAUGUUGUUCAGCGCCAUUCACACCCUCUCAGACAGUGGGAUACUCAGUCCAUGUCCAAAUGCAACAAUGUAUCAACAAUAUCCAGCAUUAGGCUGACAAGUGGCAAGUAAUAUUCACAACAGCCAGGCAUUGACCAUAUCAAACAACAGAGACUCUAGCCAACACCCAAUGAUGUUCAAUUGCAUGCCCCACUGUCAAUGUCCUGGGGGUGACCAGAAACUGAAUUGGACUAGUCACAUAAAUACUGUGACUAUAAGAGCAAAUCAGAAGCGAGCAUUACUCACCUGCAGUAAGUAACUCUCCUCCUGACUCCCAAAGCCCAUCUGCCAUUUAUGAGGCAAGAGCCAGGAGUAUGAUGUGAUCCUGUCCACUUGCCUGGAGGAGUACAGUUCCAACAUUACUUGAGAAGCUUGAAACCAUCCAGAACAAAUCAA